GCUGCCAACAUUUUGUCUCCUUCGAAACCUACGUUGAACGUUAAACCACUGUCCUAGAUGGGUCUUUUUCUAUAAUCGUGAAAGGUGACUGUCGGUCGGCUGUCAAGUUGUCUGCGUUCCUCCGGAGUCUGCAGGCUGUAGCCCUCUUCUUAGUCGGCAAUACCAUUUUAAUCAGCGUCGGGCACUGUCGAUGCUACAACUUCCACAGGAUACUUUGGCUGUUUCUUUUUCCAGCACGCUGUCUUCGGUUGCAGGUUUCGUGGGAUCCUUUCACUGGCAGCGGCGCUGCUAUGUAAUCGUGAGCGGUGUCGGGUAUGUCAUAGGUGGAUCCAGGAUAAUGGCUUAUUUUCUAGCUGGCAUUCAUGCACAUUCUGCUCAGUCCAAAGAUCCUCCAUCACUUCUUGUUUCGACGGCGCGAGUAUUGCUCCUGUAUCUUCAACGCCAGUACUACUACUUUUCAAUAGCUUAUCGCGGUUCGCCGUGUACCUGGAGGUGCCUGGUGCCAGUCACUGAUUCAUAUGUGGCGACCCCUUUGGACAAUUGCGUGCAGUGACUAUAGCUGACAAUCACCUCUGCUCUGCUCUUCACCCAACUUGAUGGGCACCGUACAAUUUGCUACCGAUCGAUAGCAAUGGUGCUUGCUACAAUAUGGUAGAGGCUUUUGUACAUCCGGAUUCGCGAAAGCUAGAAGUCAUCUGGAUCCUACCGGGACGAUCAAACGAUUGUUUCAUUUUCUGCCAAAUCGGCAAGUUCUAGAAUCAGACAUUCAAUUUGGAUGAAA
Molecule: messenger RNA, 781 nt
Organism: Suillus subalutaceus
Lineage: Eukaryota; Fungi; Basidiomycota; Agaricomycetes; Boletales; Suillaceae
Exons: 2
Coding region: 191-553 (120 amino acids)
Source: RefSeq, a predicted model, not a curated record